CUGUGCAAAUCGAAAGUAAAAAAUAAAAAUGGGGACACUCAAGCAGGUAUUAGACCAAUUUAAUCAACCUGGUAUACACUCAGAUGAAAAAUUGACACAAAUAAGAAAUCUUAUAACGCAAAUACUGGACAGAGAAAAGACAGAAGUUCAACGGAAAAUAGAACAGGAAGAUUCACAUGUGAAAAAAGUACAGGAAAGAUUGAAGAGUCUACAAAAUAAUACAAGCAACAGUGGACCGGGUAACUCUGUUCCGACAGAUGGCAGCACCGCAGAUAAACUCUGGAGAGAGUUUGACCUCAGAAGAACCGCAGCAGUGGGCGAGUUACAACCUAAACCCGAAAAAACUGAGCCCCCAGACACCGCCGUUAUCCCUGAAGAAGAGUCCAACUACCUCAGAAACAUCGCUGAUUCGGCAUUCGAAUUUUGUUGCAAAGAACAUGAUCAGCAACAGAAAGAGUUGGUAAGAGCAUUGAGCUAUCAUCCAAAGGCGAACAAUAUAUCCGAAGACCAGACUGAAGCAGCAAGACUGUUUCAGGAGGAAUUGGAAUCUGACGUCACACAGUACUUAGUUCAGAAGUGCACCCAUGAUGUGUUAAAAGACAGAGAAGGAAAGAUCGUGCUUCAAAAUAAUGAGAGAAUACAGCGGUAUCUAAAAGCUUGUGUCGAUGUAUGCUGGUAUGUACAAGUACAUCAUAAGGGGGGCAAGUUCGUCUGGGAUAUCCCAAGAAAGCAGCCAAAAGAGACUUUCAAAUUAAUCACAACUAACUGCAAGGAAAGUGACACAUGUAAACUGCGAGUGAAUAGACCAGCCCUCUGCCUGGAUAAUCGGGUAUUGAAUAAAGGAAAAUAUUCCUGCGUGUCUUGUACUCUCGGUAGUUAUGAUCCAGGAGAAAAGCAGACAACAGCAGAGAGGAGAGGAAGCACGCCCCAAUCAGCUGCUGGCAGCGGUGUGAAUCAGGAGAAAUCUGGGGAAAAUACCAAAGAGGCCAAUACAGAAAGUAAGAGAGAUAGUCCCUAUUAAAAGAAACGAUCUCCUAGGGACGGGAAAUCAACUCCAGAACCGAAGAGCGGUCCAUCUAACAACAAGGACAAAGACAGUAUCGAGAUGAAAAAAGCAAAAACUGUUUAGAUUUCUAACUUUAUUAUUAAAUAGGAUCCACCUUAACCUCUGGUAUCAUACAAGUUUUACUUGGAAACAAUGGUGUUAAAUUGUACAAACAGUUGUUAU
Molecule: messenger RNA, 1228 nt
Organism: Saccostrea cuccullata (small rock oyster)
Lineage: Eukaryota; Metazoa; Mollusca; Bivalvia; Ostreida; Ostreidae
Exons: 6
Coding region: 29-1021 (330 amino acids)
Source: RefSeq, a predicted model, not a curated record